AUGUUGCUGACCAAGACCCUGGAAUAUCUGUUUUAUUUGGCCUUGUUUGCCUUCAUGUGCAAAUACGCCACGGCAGCAAGUGUCCAAUCCACGGAAGCGCCUGCAGUUGCAACGGAAACCCUCCGGAAACCCCAAAAAGCUGAGAGCCUUCUCAGCGGCUGUGAAACAUCUUCGUUCAGUUGGAUGUGCCUCAAGAUCGAAUUUGUCAAGAUCAUGGAAAAGCUCGCCGAGCAGGAGGAACUGAACGUUUUGCCUGGCGUCAGUGUGGUUAAAGAUGAAAAUGCCAAGGAACUGAAGACAUCGGAGCUAAUGGCAGAAGUGGCUCGCAGCUAUCCCAGUGAUCCCAGCACUCGCUUGAAUGGCUACAUAGUUGCCAAACUGGAGAAUCUUCUGAAAACGCGCUUCCUCAGAUUCCGCCUGCUGGAUGACAAGUCCCUCGUAGAGGGUCGCAAGCACAAGUUCGGAAAGAAAGGAGGCUUGGAAGCCCUGGUGGCAGCCGGAGUCAUGAUGAAGGGAAUGCUUAUGGCCAUGGGCUUCGGCGCCAUCGCUCUGAUGGCCGGAAAGGCUCUGAUGACAGCUCUGAUGGCCUUGACACUGUCUGGAGUUUUGGGACUGAAGAGCUUGGCCGGUGGCGGCGGGAAGUCCACCACAUACGAGAUAGUGGCUAAGCCAAUUUACACCUCCAGCCACUCGCACUCGGUGACCCACGAGGAUGGAGGUCAUGGCCACAGUCCCCACUUUGCCGCUGGAGGUGGUGGCGGAGGUACCGCCAGUGGUUUCGGAUAUGGAGGAUAUGCUAGGUCGCUAAAAGUGGAUCAGUCAGCCAACCAAAUCCAAUAA
Drosophila suzukii is the source of this 840-nucleotide messenger RNA. RefSeq names its product DUF1676 domain-containing protein Osi16 (gene Osi16). Gene Ontology annotation, cellular component: membrane. NCBI's taxonomy places the organism in Eukaryota, Metazoa, Arthropoda, Insecta, Diptera, Drosophilidae. The record is from RefSeq and is a predicted model, not a curated record.